Messenger RNA from Gekko japonicus, 2774 nucleotides. RefSeq names its product small ArfGAP2 (gene SMAP2). Lineage: Eukaryota; Metazoa; Chordata; Lepidosauria; Squamata; Gekkonidae. The transcript has 10 exons. Bases 483 to 1751 code for a protein of 422 amino acids. The record is from RefSeq and is a predicted model, not a curated record. Gene Ontology annotation, molecular function: GTPase activator activity.
GGAAGUGUCAGCCAGGCUGUUGGGGGUGCUGGUUGGAAGCCUAUGUGGCUUGGCAAAGGGGCCUUCCCCCUUGUGGCAUGUUGGGGGGGGUGUUGAAGGGAGAGGAAACUGCUCAGAGACUUCUGGUGUAACCCUCCAUAGCGUGUAGUGUGUCAUCGUGUUUCCAAGGUGUGACUGAAGUGAUAAAGUCCUCAGCAGGAUAAAAGCAGCGUAGCAGCUGGAGGUGCCCCCACUGUAUGUCUUGGGAAGGCCUUUUCGAGCAAGGAGGAAGUUGCAUCUCUGGGAGCGGCCGGCAAUCUCUUUACAGCAGGGUCGUGAUCGGGUGUGAGUUAAAACUUCAGGACAGGGAGCUGCUUUUCAAGUUGUGUGAGGCAAGGAAGCCUGGAAGCUUACUUGGCAGAGCUGAGAAAGAAAAGGGUAUUCUUCCUCCCCUUCCCCCCUUUUAAUUUCUCACAUUCUUGUGGAGUCAUUCCUUAUCUGCAAUGACGGGCAAAUCGGUCCGGGAUGUGGACAGAUAUCAGGCGGUGCUUGCCACUCUGCUGCUAGAAGAAGAGAACAAAUACUGUGCGGACUGCCAGGCCAAAGGGCCGAGAUGGGCAUCUUGGAACAUUGGCGUUUUCAUCUGCAUCCGCUGUGCUGGAAUCCACAGGAACCUGGGUGUCCACAUAUCCCGGGUAAAAUCAGUCAAUCUCGACCAGUGGACACAAGAGCAAAUACAGUGCAUGCAGGAGAUGGGGAACGGCAAAGCAAAUCGUCUCUAUGAAGCUUAUCUCCCGGAAAACUUCAGGCGACCUCAGAUGGACCAAGCAGUUGAGGGCUUCAUCAGAGACAAGUACGAAAAGAAGAAAUACAUGGACCGAAGUCUUGACAUCAAUGUGUUACGGAAAGAAAAGGAUGACAAAUGGAAAAUGGAAGCAGCCUUGGAAAGAAAACUGGAGCCGAUCAUCUUUGAGAAGGUGAAAAUGCCCCAGAAGAAGGAUGACAAUCAGGCCAGGAGAAGUCCUUCCAAAUCUUCUGAGCCUGUCAUGGACUUACUGGGACUUGAUGUUCCUGUUUCGGCUACCCUUCCCAACGGCAGAUCUGCAAGUUGUCUGGAGAAGGACUUGGACCUCUUCAGUUCCAUGGGCUCAGAAAGGAAGGUGGUAGGCUCUAUGCCCACGGCUGGCUGUGCGGGAUCCGUUCCUGAAAACUUAAACCUUUUCCCUGAUCCUGGGAGCAAAGGAGAAGAAGCUGGGAAGAAGCAGCUCUCAAAGGACUCCAUCCUCUCCUUAUACAGCUCCCAGACCCCACCGAUGCCCGCACAAGGAGCUGUGUUCAUUGCCCCAGCCCAAAUGGGGUACCCUACAGCAUACCCCAGUUUCCCAGGCAUGGCAGCACCCAGCAACAUGAUGGGGGGCAUGAUGGCACCGCCAGUUGGGAUGAUAUCACAGCCAGGAGCUGCUGGAAUGGUGACGUCCAUGGCGAUCCCGGCGGGCUAUGUCGGCAGCAUGCAGACAGCCAUCAUUGGGGUCCCCAAUGGAAUGAUGGCGACACAGCAACCUGGGUACGUAGGCGGCAUGGCACCUCUCCCACCACCAGUGUAUGGUGUGCAACCAGCCCAGCAGCUACAGUGGAAUAUCGCUCAGGUGACUCAGCAGAUGGCCGGGAUGAACUUCUAUGGCACGAAUGGGGUGAUGGGAUAUGGACAGUCGCUGGGCCGCGGAGGGGCCCAAGGAGCCAACCAAACCCUCAGCUCCCAAGUGUGGAAAUAAUGCACCUGGAUUUGAACUGUUCCUCUCUCUCCUUUCUUUUUUUUGCUUCGGGGGGGUUGUUCCAUCAUUAAAAAUGCCCUCCUCUGGAUUAUUUUUAAAAGUUUUCCUUUUCCUUUUUGACGGUCUCUGCCAGAGCUUUCUCCUGUGUAGCAGAGACCCCACUUUGCCCCUCUCCUGCCCCACAUCCAAGAGGAUUUAAGCCCAUGUGUGCUUCUUGGAGGGAAGGUUUAUAAGAGGGGGAGGGGUUGACUUGCUUGGGGAUUCAGCAGCGCCCAGCUGAUCAGGCCAGAAGGAGAGCUGCCCACAGCUGAGUGGGGGGACUCCAACCCCCAGAGUCUCCCCUACAAGAACUGAACAGCAAAUGUCUGUCUUGUGGAUUUAUUUUCUCUUCUCUCCCCCCAUCCCUAAAUCCUAUUUCUUCUACCCCGCUCUUAUCUGGCACAUUCCAUCCAUUUUUUUUUCCUCCAUGUGGAAUUCUCCAAAACUAGUUCUGCCUUCCAUGAGCCUGAGUCUUCUCUCUUCCCUGGAGCUAGCGGGACUUCCACAAGGCCCUUGAGCACCACAGAUCCUCUUCUGGACCUGUGCGAGCAAGCAGUAUUUGCACUCUUUCAAAAAGCGCCGGCUGCUUCUUAUCUACCCUGUGGUGGUGAUAUAUUUAAACAACUCCUGUUAUCUUCUCUUGGCACCCCCCUCUCCUAAACACACACACACACACCGCCUAUCACCCCUCUGGGUUUCUCUGAUGACCCAAAGAAUCAAGGGGCAAGGCCUCGCAACAAAUGUUGUCUUACGCUUCCCGUUUGCAUUUUUUUUGUCCUGUGUUACCCUCCCCCCCCCCAAAAAAAAUCUCACGUACACCUGCAAAUAAUUUGCCAGCUUUCCAUGACUGACUGAGGGCUGGGGGGUGGUCUAGCUUUCUUCCCUUGGUGUCCGCUCCGGUGUCACUUAGGGGAGGGGGCGAAUCCAACCUGCAUCUUUGAAAGACUUUUGUCAGCAUAAACAAAAAAAAAACCACAGGCAUCU